Messenger RNA from Eublepharis macularius, 1220 nucleotides. Its product is annotated as transmembrane emp24 domain-containing protein 10-like. The coding region runs from base 177 to 812 and encodes 211 amino acids. Gene Ontology annotation, biological process: endoplasmic reticulum to Golgi vesicle-mediated transport; intracellular protein transport; Golgi organization. The transcript is spliced from 5 exons. The record is from RefSeq and is a predicted model, not a curated record. Gene Ontology annotation, cellular component: endoplasmic reticulum-Golgi intermediate compartment; endoplasmic reticulum; Golgi apparatus. Lineage: Eukaryota; Metazoa; Chordata; Lepidosauria; Squamata; Eublepharidae.
GCAAACUGGGAGGGCCGAAGCGGACAGAGAGGAAUCCGAGGCUGGGGCCGGAGGCUGGUCUGGAGGGAUCGUCUUGAGAAGGGAAGGAAAGAGGCUUACAGGGAUAAGAAACGCUUUUGGUGUGAGCUCAAUUUGGGGUCUGCCAGGAAAAGAGGCUUUGUUGGCCCCGAUCAGCCAUGCGGGUCCUCGGACUCCUGGGUCCCUUGGCACUGGCGCUGGCACUGGCGGGCGGAUGCCACGGGCUUUCUUUCCACCUGCCGCCGCAGACCCGCAAAUGCCUUAAAGAGGAGUUGCACCGGGACGUGAUGGUCACCGGGGAAUACGAAGUCUCCGAAGCUGCUGCUCCGGGACUCAGGACAGACUUACGGGUCACUGACUCUUCUGGACACACUCUGUACUCCAAAGACGAUGCCAAGAAGGGAAAAUUUGCCUUCACCACUGACAACUAUGAAAUCUAUGAAAUCUGCUUUGAGAGCCACGGGCAGCCAGGGAACUUCAGGAUUCCAGACCAACUGAUAUCCCUCGAUAUCAAGCAUGGCGUGGAGGCACGGAAUUAUGACGAUAUCGCUAAGGCAGAAAAACUAAAGCCCUUAGAAGUAGACCUGCGUCGUCUUGAGGACCUUUCAGAAUCCAUCGUUAAAGAUUUUGCCUUCAUGAAGCAACGUGAGGAAGAGAUGCGGGACACCAAUGAGUCCACCAGCGCCCGUGUCUUCUGCUUCAGCAUCUUCUCCAUGUUUUGUCUUGUGGGCCUGGCCACUUGGCAGGUCUUUUAUCUCCGGCGUUUCUUCAAAGCCAAGAAACUCAUAGAGUGAAUGAGCUUCAGCCUGGGGGGGGGGGUGGAGCAAAGAGCAGCUGGCCCACCCUCCCCACCUGGUUUCUUCCUGGUCUGUGAUCUGCAAGUCAUCAGAGUUCUUCCCCUGCCAAUCUUGCUGAGCUCCUGAGCUGAUUGGAUGUUUUUCUCCAGGGUUUGUCUCAGCUAGGACUCUUGAUGGGAGCCCUUGGACGGAAUCUCUGCCAGCCUGGAUGGGACUUUGGUCAUCAGAAAGGCAUAGAUUCUGGAUGCCAGACUUGAAUAUGAUUUGCUCCUCUUUUCUGGUGUGGAAUGUGCCGUUCUUUCCCCCCACAGUGGUGAGGGAUCUAAUUCGUUUUUAAUUUAAGUCCCAAUUGCUGAAUGCACUAAGAAAAUUUUGGAAAUAAUAAAAUUUGGUUUUUAAAUAUCA